Molecule: messenger RNA, 1939 nt
Organism: Salvia hispanica
Lineage: Eukaryota; Viridiplantae; Streptophyta; Magnoliopsida; Lamiales; Lamiaceae
Product: T-complex protein 1 subunit theta
Biological process (GO): protein folding
Molecular function (GO): ATP-dependent protein folding chaperone; ATP binding; ATP hydrolysis activity
Source: RefSeq, a predicted model, not a curated record
UAUUCUUCAUCUCAUCUAGGGUUGCUUUACUGCUCUACUAUUCUGAGUGUGAGAUCGAGCUACUACAUUUCAUUUUUCAAAUUUCAACCAAAAAUGGUAGGUUUCUCGAUGCAGCCCUAUGGCAUACAGUCCAUGCUCAAGGAGGGCCAUCGCCAUCUCUCCGGCCUCGACGAAGCCGUCAUUAAGAACAUCGACGCUUGCAAGCAGCUUGCCGUCAUCACUCGCACCUCCCUCGGCCCCAAUGGUAUGAAUAAGAUGGUUAUCAAUCAUUUGGAUAAGCUUUUUGUCACAAAUGAUGCUGCAACAAUUGUAAAUGAGCUGGAGGUUCAGCAUCCUGCAGCAAAGCUUUUGGUUUUAGCUGGGAAAGCACAGCAAGAAGAAAUUGGGGAUGGAGCCAAUUUGACUGUUUCUUUUGCUGGGGAGCUUCUCCAAAAUGCUGAAGAACUUAUUAGGAUGGGACUGCAUCCAAGUGAGAUCAUUGUCGGAUACACAAAGGCAAUUAAUAAGACCAUUGAAGUACUUGAGGAAAUGGUUGAAAAAGGUUCUGAAAAUAUGAAUGUGAGAGACAAAGAUGAAGUAAUUACACGGAUGAGAUCCUCAGUAGCAAGCAAACAAUUCGGACAAGAAGAGAAGUUAUGCUCUCUCAUUGCUGAGGCUUGUAUACAAGUUUGCCCCAAGAACCCUGCAAAUUUCAAUGUGGAUAAUGUACGAGUUGCAAAGCUAUUGGGUGGAGGUUUGAAUAAUUCUCUAGUAGUCAGGGGCUUGGUGUUGAAAAGUGAUGCAGUGGGAACUAUAAAGAGAUUGGAAAAUGCCAAGGUUGCAGUUUUUGUUGGGGGUGUUGAUACAACUGCAACUGAAACAAAAGGAACUGUUCUUAUUCAUAGCGCUGACCAGCUUGAGAAUUAUGCAAAAACUGAAGAAGCUAAGGUUGAGGAGCUUAUCAAAGCAGUUGCAGAUUCAGGUGCAAAGGUCAUUGUUAGUGGAGCAGCUGUUGGGGAAAUGGCAUUGCAUUUUUGUGAGCGCUAUAAGCUCAUGGUGUUAAAGAUCAGCUCUAAAUUUGAACUACGGCGGUUUUGCCGCACCACUGGUGCAGUUGCUCUUUUAAAGCUAAGUCAGCCAAAUCCAGAUGAUCUUGGAUAUGUUGAUUCUGUUUCAGUGGAGGAGAUUGGCGGGGCAAGAGUUACAGUUGUAAAAAAUGAGCAAGGAGGAAAUUCUGUUUCCACUGUUGUACUGCGAGGGAGCACUGAUAGCAUAUUGGAUGAUCUAGAAAGAGCGGUCGAUGAUGGCGUGAAUUCAUACAAGGCUAUGUGCAGGGAUAGUCGAACAGUACCUGGAGCAGCAGCUACUGAGAUUGAAUUAGCUAAAAGACUGAAAGAAUUUUCUCUAAAAGAAACAGGGUUGGAUCAGUAUGCAAUAGCAAAAUUUGCUGAAAGUUUUGAAAUGAUCCCCAAGACACUGGCUGAAAAUGCUGGUCUCAAUGCUAUUGAAAUCAUAUCAUCUUUGUAUGCUGAGCAUGCAUCUGGUAACACCAAAGUGGGCAUUGAUUUGGAGGAAGGUGCCUGCAAGGAUGUGUCUACCAUGAAAAUAUGGGAUCUCUACAUCACCAAGUUCUUUGCUCUAAAGUACGCCGCAGAUGCUGCUUGUACUGUCCUGCGUGUGGAUCAGAUCAUUAUGGCAAAACCGGCCGGUGGUCCAAGGCCGCCUGCUCAAGGAGCUAUGGAUGAAGAUUAAGUUGGUGGUGGCAAUAUAUAUAGUUGGUCGAUGUAAUUCUGUAUUGCAGACUGACGCAUUUUAGAAAUAUUGUUACCCGUGAGAUGUUUAUUUGUGUUUGUCCCUCCAUUUUUGCUUGGAUGGGGAAAGUUUUGAAGAAUCUCAAACUUGCCAUAUAUUUAUCCUGUGCUCUGAUGAAUCAUGGUAUGCAGUCUGCUUUGUGAGAUCA